Hansenula anomala is the source of this 882-nucleotide messenger RNA. RefSeq lists its product as uncharacterized. The record is from RefSeq and is a predicted model, not a curated record. The transcript has 2 exons. NCBI's taxonomy places the organism in Eukaryota, Fungi, Ascomycota, Saccharomycetes, Phaffomycetales, Wickerhamomycetaceae. The coding region runs from base 1 to 882 and encodes 293 amino acids. Gene Ontology annotation, molecular function: DNA binding.
AUGUCUGUUGUCAUAGAUAACGAAAUCUCAAUGUCUUCUAUCAAAGAUCUUGAAGAUGGAAUGAAUGAAAACCUGAAGCAUGAUAUUAUUGGGAUGGAUAAUGACACAAUAGGAAUAGAAGAGGCCUUUUUAGUGGAGAGUGAAUCAAAUGAAACACAUUUAAAAGCUCAAGAAUCAAGCGAAGAACCUCAAGAACAAAUCAUCAAUAAUAGCAAUAAUGGUAACAACAAAUCUGCCUCAAUCACACAAGCAAGAGCUCAAAAGUUUAUAACGACAACUUUCAAUGAUAUACAACAGGGGAAUCAAACUAAAGCUUUUAGAUUUGUCAACAACUCGCCGAACUCCAUGUACAAACCAAAAUCAAGAAUGAAGCCAACUUUCAAAGUAGAAAGUCAGCCGACUCAGAGCGGGCACAGACCACCAAUAAAUAAUGAAUCAUUGAUUAUUGAACAAAAAUUUGAUAAUGAUAGUGCUGAAUUUGAAACUAAUGAUAAAAGAUAUGUUUUCCAACUGAAUGUUAAAAGACCUCCCGGAAGACCAAGGAAAUAUCCAGCUGAGAAGCCAAAGGCAAAGAGACCUCAAGGUAGACCAAGAAAAUAUCCUGUUGAGGUUACAGGGUCCACCAUCAAUAACACCAAAAUCACCAAGAAAAUGGUCAGAGAUCCUGCCACACAAUCGCUUCCUAUUGAUACAGAACUAAUGGGUCCAUUGAAAAGAAGCAGAGGAAGACCCAGAAGAGAUGAUAAAGAUACUAGUGGACACGAUCUGGAUACUGAUGAUGCUUAUGGACGUGAGAGAAAUUUUGCUAUAGCCACGGCUAACUCUGCUAGUGCAACCCAAGCAGCACAGAAUCAACAUCACAAUGGAGCAAACGCCAGCUGA